Bemisia tabaci is the source of this 1093-nucleotide messenger RNA. RefSeq names its product max-like protein X. Gene Ontology annotation, molecular function: protein dimerization activity; RNA polymerase II cis-regulatory region sequence-specific DNA binding; DNA-binding transcription factor activity, RNA polymerase II-specific. Gene Ontology annotation, cellular component: nucleus. Gene Ontology annotation, biological process: regulation of transcription by RNA polymerase II. The record is from RefSeq and is a predicted model, not a curated record. Lineage: Eukaryota; Metazoa; Arthropoda; Insecta; Hemiptera; Aleyrodidae.
GUGACUGAUAAGUGAUAACAGGAUAACAGCAACAAAUAACAGGCGUGUAUCUUCUAAUCAAAUUGCGUUCAAUUACCUACUUUGCCGUGUAAUGUCCCUUUCAGUGGAACUGAGAUAUUUAUUCUCAGUUACUUUACCUACUUCUGACUCCAAAUUUGGAAGGACAUGGAUCUGAAGGAAGAACCUGUGAGUCCACUUGGACUGAAGCACACUUUUUCUAGCUCAAGCAGCACAGGAUCUCUGUAUGUGCCGCAACCUAGUAAUGCCAGCGGAAGCAGCAGCGGUCAUGAGGAUGAUGAUAGUGAAGGGAAAGGCUCUCCCAUCAGUUACAAGGAACGCAGGAGAGAAGCACACACACAAGCAGAGCAAAAGCGACGAGAUGCAAUUAAGAAAGGCUACGACUCCCUUCAAGAUCUUGUUCACACAUGUCAACCAACAGAUGCAUCCAGUUAUAAAAUGAGCAAAGCAACUGUUCUCCAGAAAUCAAUUGACUACAUCCAGUUCUUAUUACGGCAGAAGAAAAUGUUAGAAGAAGAAAGGAAUGCUCUCAGAAAAGAAGUCAUGGCAUUAAGGAUCAUGCAGGCAAACUACGAACUAAUGGUGAAAGCCCAGCAAAGCACCCCCGGCCACACUGAAACUCGUAUAUCAGACCAAGUCAAAUUUCAAGUGUUUCAGAAUAUCAUGGAGGAGUUAUACACAACUUUUUGCAACGUAAGCGUGGCCAAUUUUGAUGUUCUAUCCGCUAGUAUAUUCAGUUGGCUUGAAGAAACUUGUAAACCUCAGAGGCUUCGAGACAUGGUAAUUACAGUGCUGAACCGGUUUAGUGGGAUGCCCUGAAAUUGAACUGUUGGCGAUUGAUAGGUCUGAAACAUUUUGAAUAGUUUUAGUUACAAUAUUUGAGCACCAACUAGUCCUUGUAAAGAUAUAUUUUUGACAUGUAUGUCUCAUUUUACAGGGUCUUCUUUUGUGUACGUUAAGAUUUUUAAUGAUAGGUUGUUAUUUUGUUGACAAUGGGAGAAUUAAAGUUUACCCACAAGAGUUAAUUUUUUAUAUUGCUGUUAAAAUUUUGAAUAAACAAAAACCUGAAAAAACA